GCAAUUUGGUCAAACUCUUUUCAUGACAAUUGUUUUGGCUAUCCGAAUGUCAAACAGAAAUACAGAAUUGCGCACUUCAUCAAAUCAAAGGGAUAUUUGGCAAUUGGGUCUGAUGUAUGAUGUAUCAUGAUGUUUUUAUUUGAAUUGAAAUUUGUUGCUCUGGUCCGGAUUUCUCUGUGUAUUUUAUAACUAUCUAAAUCUGGUCUGGGAAUGAAACCCGUCCAAGUAAAAACAUCCUUAGUUUGCAAUGCAAUACGCCAAUCCGACAAUGAAAGCUCCUGCGGCAAAUAUUCUUUUCUUCUCUUCAUUACUUCUCUCAAUGCUAUUAUUCUUUUCCCGCCCAGUUCAAGAAAACCAAAAAGAACAACAAAGCUUUCAAGUCCUUCAGAAAUUAAAUAGGUUCUUUAAUUUGAGGCCAGGGCACGAUAAAUCCAUUCAGCACUGCUACACAAUGGAUACCUCAGGUCAUAUAAAUUCACAUCAUAGUAUCAUACUAUUAGGAUCCCUUCAAGAACUUCAUAGCAGUUAACAAUGGCGCUUUCAGGACAUGCUAUGAUACUGCAUCCCCUACAGUCAAAAUCAAUGACUCACCGUCACCGUCUCCCACUAUUCCCAGUACUGGAAAUGUGCAGGACGGAGAUGAAAGGACAUCUUCCACAAGCAUUCACGGGAAAAGGGAUCAAGAAGAACAAACCUUUGCACUUAGUGGUUAGUAGGGCCGCCAUUGGCAGCAGCGGAGGUUCAGAUUCUUCAUUGCAGAUAAUCAAGGAGUUGUAUUCCAGCAUCAAUAAAAAGGACUUGAAGAGCCUUGGAGCGCUUUUAUCUCAAGAUUGUUUCGUCGAUGACUUCUCCUUCCCUCAGCCAUUCGAAGGGAAGAAGGAAGCUUUAUGCUUUUUUGAAGAGUUGAUCACAUCCAUGGGUCAGAACACAGAAUUCGUUAUAGAGCAUAUUUGUGGAGGUGUUGACCAAACAGCUGUGGUCAACUGGCAUUUAGAAUGGAAGAAGAAGCAGGUUCCCUUUACUAGAGGAUGCAGCUGCUAUGAAUUAUCAAAAGAAGGAGAACAACUAGUCAUCAAGAAAGCCCAAGUUAUCAUUGAAUCGCCAGUUAAACCAGGAGGCCUAGCAUUGACCGUGUUCAAAGGCAUAAAUUUGAUUUUUGAUGCAUUUCCUGGGGCUACAGAGAGGUUCCUAAAUAGCCCUUACGCAAUCUUCCAAAUCUUGUUAAACAUAUACAAGAUAGUUUUAGGACCUAUGAUACGCCCAGUUGUAUCAUGGUACCUCAGACUCAUGAGGCUUACAGCUGCUUUUCUGAGCCUCACAUUCAAAGUUGUGCAAUUAGCGGUAAAGAAUUUCAACAAGUAGUAGAAGAAACCACAAAAGUUUUCACCAACUCUUACAAUACUCAUCAUAUACAACAGUCUAUUUUAGAUUAUUAAUGUAAAGCAAGACUCAACCGAAAACUACUCAAGAUGCCUAAAAUAUAAGGUCACCUGCUGACCUGCCAUGAUCAUCAGUCCUCAUUUCCAUCCCUUUUAAAACAUGAUGGCAACAGUGAAAGAGCAACCAGAGGUCCGAUAAAUGGUGGAAUCGGUGGUGGCCUGCUAAAAGCAAUUAUGGGUUCAUGAUUUUCCUUCCCAAUUUGCCCUUCUCCUGCUCCUCCAUCAUUAUUUCCUUGUUUCCUCGGUGUGAUAGUUCCAAC
This is a messenger RNA of Cuscuta epithymum, 1699 nucleotides long. The record is from the annotation of a GenBank genome assembly. NCBI's taxonomy places the organism in Eukaryota, Viridiplantae, Streptophyta, Magnoliopsida, Solanales, Convolvulaceae.